This is a messenger RNA of Sinocyclocheilus grahami, 647 nucleotides long. RefSeq names its product SPARC-related modular calcium-binding protein 2-like. Gene Ontology annotation, molecular function: extracellular matrix binding; heparin binding; calcium ion binding. Lineage: Eukaryota; Metazoa; Chordata; Actinopteri; Cypriniformes; Cyprinidae. The annotation marks the transcript as partial. The record is from RefSeq and is a predicted model, not a curated record. Gene Ontology annotation, cellular component: basement membrane. The transcript is spliced from 4 exons. Gene Ontology annotation, biological process: extracellular matrix organization.
GAUGUCCUGGGGAGAAGAAGACAGAAUUCCUUACGAGCGUGUUGGACGCAUUGUCCACAGACACGGUCCAUGCGGUAACUGACCCGGCCUCUGCUGGCAGGAUGCUGGAGCCAGACCCCAGUCAUACUCUGGAAGAACGAGUUGUUCACUGGUAUUUCAGUCAGCUUGACAAGAAUUCCAGCGGCGACAUCGGAAAGAAAGAAAUCAAACCGUUCAAGCGUUUACUGCGCAAGAAAGCCAAGCCCAAGAAGUGUGUGAAGAAAUUUGUAGAGUACUGUGACAUCAGCAAUGAUAAGGCCCUGUCUCUCCAGGAACUGAUGGGCUGUCUGGGUGUCACUAAGGAAGAGGGGGCAAAAACAGGUGAAGGCACAACAUGUAAACUGAUCCUGUCAAAGAAGCAAGGCUGAAGUGGCCGCAGAGAUUGUUCCCGCUCCCGUCCCGCAGAUCCUGCCCCCACCAAAAUGACGAUGGAAACCAUAGUCUUUGCACUUUGUACUUUAAAACAAUGUAAAUUCACUCUGUAGAAAAACAAGGUAUUUAAACAGACUGCUGAAUAUGUGAAUGAUGUAGUUAGCACUUUUAUGUCCUUACAACAAACAACAAAAAGAAUAAUAAUAAUUUAACACAUACAAUGUAUGUGUCCUUUG